This is a messenger RNA of Mytilus californianus (California mussel), 4130 nucleotides long. RefSeq lists its product as uncharacterized. Gene Ontology annotation, biological process: negative regulation of cell adhesion; regulation of cell shape; semaphorin-plexin signaling pathway involved in axon guidance. The transcript is spliced from 13 exons. Gene Ontology annotation, cellular component: semaphorin receptor complex. Gene Ontology annotation, molecular function: semaphorin receptor activity. NCBI's taxonomy places the organism in Eukaryota, Metazoa, Mollusca, Bivalvia, Mytilida, Mytilidae. The coding region runs from base 670 to 2106 and encodes 478 amino acids. The record is from RefSeq and is a predicted model, not a curated record.
ACGGAUAAACUGCGAUGCGUUGUUGGUGAGGAAGAGUACGCAGUUGUGGUAGACGACUCCUAUACAUUUGUCGUAUGUCAGGAUGUUAAGGCUCCUAGAAGAGACAUAACAAAAUUGUAUCUUAAGUAUGAUGGUUCAAGAUUAGAUAAUACUGUCGAUAUAGAAGUAUAUAGCUGUAUUGACUUUAGUAGCAAUUGUGGAGUUUGCAAAUAUCAUAAGACUCAGGGAUACAAAUGUGAUUGGUGUGGCUCAUGCAAAACGUUAAUUGAUAGUGUACCAGAGAGAUGUCACCAUAGCGAUAUUGUUCAUUGUCAGUUAUCAGUAUCAGAGGUUUAUCCAUCCGCAGGGCCUGAAUUCGGUGGAACACUGAUUAACAUUUCUGGAGGUAAUAUUGGUAACCGAGGAGAUAAUAUUUCAGUUACCAUAAAUGAUAUCAACUGCAAAAAUGUGACAGUUAUAGAACCAUCUACUGUUAUCAGCUGUAUCACUUGUAAUGCAUCUGGAAGCACACAUGAUGGAGUAAGAGUCACUGUAAAUGGAGUCAUUAGCCCAUUAGCAAAACACAAAUAUACUUUUCAGAGUCAUCUUGAUUUAUUAACCUUCUCGCCGAACAGCAGCAUUUUGUCUGGAGGAAGAAAUAUAUCAAUACAAGGAACAAAUAUUGGUUUUAUGGGAAGUCGCUACAACAUUUCAUUUUGUAAUGACAUUAAGUGUAUACAGUGCAGAUUUCUACAAAUUGAGGGUGACCAUACUGUUUUAUGCAGUAUAGAUAGAUCUGACAGUGUCAUUACAUUAACAUAUCUUAGUGUUACUAUUGAUGGAAAUACUCAUCUUAACAUUAAAAGGGAAUUCAAGAUUGUUGUCGAUCCAUUAGUCGUAACCCUGUCUGUAGAGAGCACAAGUGUAUUUCGAAGUGGAGGAACAAAACUCAUAAUAACAGGAACUGGCUUUUUGGACGUAGGAAUAGUAAAAGUAGACACUCCAGAUGCUGAUCCAUGUACAAUUAUAUCCAAUACCAAUGUAGUAUGUAAAACUCCACCGUAUGUGAAAUCAGAUUUCGGAAGAUGGAAAAGGGCAGCUGUACAAAAUAUUUAUGUUCAUUUUGAUAAUUAUAGAUUGUCUAUUGGAGUAUUUUAUGUGGAUGAUCCACUGUUUGAGAAACUAUCAAAAGUUUAUGUAUAUGUUAAUAAUGCAGUCUUGGUAAUCAAGGGUCGUCGAUUAUUACAAGGAGCUAGACCUGAUGAUUAUUUCGUACGUGUAGGACUGGAUGGCUUAUGCCGCAUUUUAGAUAUAAACAAUAACAACAUCACAUGUCUACCGCCCAAAACCAAGCCUCGUACAAACACCGGCGAUUUUGCGUUUAUCAUGGUUGUCGUUGGGAACAUUAAUGAAUAUGUUGGAAAUUUACGUUAUGAUUCCUCUACCAGUGAAAAUAACAAAAAAGUUCCUUAUGGAGUAGCAGGUGGUGUAAUUGUGGUGGGAAUUGUGGUCAUCAUAUUGCUCGUCGUUAUUAUGUUUCGACGCAAAAUAAAAAAGAAAAUGGCCAAUACCACCACUGAAUUGAACGAAAUCAAGAAAGAAAUUAGCAAGACGGUCGCCAAACUGGAUGGAUUGUCUGCCGGUUCAAUGAACUUAAGGACAGAAUUUGUUGAGCCUAAUGAGUCAGAUUAUGCUGAAAUAAAUGGAGAGGAUGAAUUAAAUAGACAUACAAACAGACACACUGAUUUAGAUGUAGCUUCUGGAUAUGAAGAUCUCGGACAAAUGUCAGCAAACUAUCCGUAUAAUCAGCUACAACAGGCUACUAAUGAGUCAGAUUAUGAUGACAUAAAUGCAGAGGAUGUAUCAAAUAGACAUGCACAUAGACACACUCAUUUAGAUGUAAUUUCUGGAUAUGAAGAUCUCGGACAAAUGUCAGCAUACAAUCCUUAUAAUCAGCUACAACAGGCUACUGAAGAAGACCUUAAUCAAGAAGUGGCGAAUACUGAUUACCUAACAAGUAGACGACUAUCUUCUAAUGACUUUAGUGAAUCCGAGGAUUAUAUGGAACCGGUUGACACAACUGAUGCCAACAACAAAUUAAAAGUUCUGUCCGUAAACAACGAAUAGUAUCAACUCUAACGGAUUUGAAUAAACUUUCAAAAGAUGACAAACCUCAUCAAAAAUAAUUGAAUAUGUCCAUAUUAAAUAAGAAAUGUAUUUUUAUAUUUUAAAGAUUUGUUUAGCUUAUCUACGGGCUAUAUCCUACAUUAACCCAAAAACUAGAUUUUAAUUUCUAAAACACUACUGAACAUUAAAACCUUCAAAAUUUUCACUUUGCAAUGUUUCGAUACAGAUGUGGAUAUGUUAAAUUAACGCAUGAUCAUGAUUUUUUCUAACGUUCUUAUCUCUUACUCUCUGAAGAAAGCACAUUUUAAGAUUUCAUUAAAAUGUUUGAUGGCCAACGCGUAUAUACCUCAAUGAAACAAAUGCAAUGAUAGUCCGUACUAGAAUAAUAAAUUACGUGGAUCUUUUGCGUAUACAAAUGGAGUAAUGAGGUAAUCUUUAAGGAGACUGCAAAACCAUUCAGCAGAUAAAGUGUGAACCACAUAUGUCAACCUGCAGUUUUUUGUCAAAUUGCCAUGAAUAAAGUGAGGAUACAGUUUUCAGAAACUUACAUUUAUCUGUUUUAAGACAACUGACGUUAUUUCUUAUUUGAGGCAUGCACUAUAACAUAUGCCUGGACAGAAUGCGUUCCUAAAAUACUGAUGCCCUCUCUUUUUAACGAUGAAAAUUAUUUUAGAAAAAUCUGCACGGUAAUUAAUGUCUCUUUGACCGACCAUCGUCAAUUUUUGAUAGUAUGCCCUAUCUUCUAUAUUGUAUUUGUUUUCAUCGUUUUAGUGACCAUAGCGACAGACUUUUUUCAUUUACCGAAACACUAUCAAAUUCCAACUUCAGAAUUUGUAAAUUCAGCAUUCAUUCAUAGAAAAAAAAACUUUACGUCUAAUUUAAUUUUUCUAUUUUGUGAACUUUUUGUGAACUUUAACGUUUUUCGAAUAUGAAACAAUAUUGCUAAAGUGACAUAUAGGAUUUAUGGGCCAGGUGUAAAUAUCAAAUUGCUAUGUAUAUAAAUGUAUGUAGUGAUACGCAUAUAUACUAUUAUAUACACUAUAAUUAAUAAUUACUAACUUACUUACUCGUUUUGAAAACACAUGAAAUUUCUUGUCGUCUUUAAAGCAGUCUCAAUUUCACUUUCGGCAUCUGAAAAAUGUUGAUUUUAGUUGUCUAGUACACAAAUUUAUAACAUGAAAGCAGUAAUAGAAAAUUUAUGAUAAGUUUACUUUAUGCCUAUACAUGACACUGACGCGCAUAAAUAGAUAAAAUGUGCAUCUUGUGUUUGGUCUAAAAAUUGUUAGUAAAACAGUUUCCACCACCGUAUUCCGUGAAAAACGAUAUAUCUCCAUUAUCGUCAGUAACAUUUUAAAUAUUCAAAUUGCUGGCGAUUCUCACUAAAACUGUCCCGAGAGGAGAAAUAUCGUAUCACACUUGAUACAGUGAGUGUGUUUAUAUGUGUGCGUUGGAUACAUUGCUAUUUUUUUCAUGAGAUAUAAUAGUUAUCCUCAAAAAAUAUUUCAUCCAUGUAUGUCUUUUUUCAUAUCCAUUUGUAUAAUUUUGCUCCAUAUUCAAAAACAAUAAAACGUGCAUAUAGAGAUACACCAAUACGUGUUCUUUAAAUUAUUUUAUAAACUGACAAAAUUGAAACACGCAUUUUCUAUUGAUUUUUCAACGGCAAUAUGGUGCGCUGAAUAACCUUUGGAGUUUAUCUUUAAAGUAUAUGAUACAGAUUCCUUGCUCUUGCACCUGUGAGUGAAUAAAAAGUAUGCAAAGUGUACCCCGCCACUUUAUAUAAUGUAAAUUUAUUGGCACAGUUCAUCAAAUUAACUUUGUUAACAUGUAAAUUCAAUGAUUAAAUAGCGAAGAGGAGAAAUAUCGUAUCACACUUGAUACAGUGAAUGUAUGUUUAUAUGUGUACGUUUGAUACAUUGCUAUUUUUUCAUGAGAUAUAGUUAUCCUUAAAAAAUAUUUCAUCCAUGUUUUAGUUUUUUUUGCUCCAUAUUCAAAAACAAUAAAACUUGCAUAUAGAGAUACAUCAA